This is a messenger RNA of Eleginops maclovinus (Patagonian blennie), 2002 nucleotides long. It is a transcript of the gene ppp1caa, whose product is annotated as protein phosphatase 1, catalytic subunit, alpha isozyme a. Bases 238 to 1236 code for a protein of 332 amino acids. The record is from RefSeq and is a predicted model, not a curated record. Gene Ontology annotation, cellular component: cytoplasm; nucleus. NCBI's taxonomy places the organism in Eukaryota, Metazoa, Chordata, Actinopteri, Perciformes, Eleginopidae. Gene Ontology annotation, molecular function: protein serine/threonine phosphatase activity. The transcript is spliced from 8 exons.
UGAUUCAGCCUCCUACGUUACCGUAGACACUUUGGUGGACACGGCCCUCUUUCAAAGUUCCUGGGGGAAGAGGGAAGGAACCCGGACAAACCCAAGGAAAGGGGCCAAGAUUGAUCUCGGAGGAUAAAUAUUUACCUUUAAUUCACCCCAGGGAGGAUUAUUGUCCACCCCAAUAAAAAGGGUGCAAAACGGAAAACCAAGGACUUGACUGCCCGAGAACGUCAGAAAAUAAAGAAAAUGGCGGAGCCGGACAAAUUAAACAUCGACUCUAUAAUUCAGCGUCUCUUGGAAGUCAAGGGUUCUCGACCAGGGAAGAAUGUCCAGCUGACAGAGAGCGAGAUCCGUGGCCUUUGCCUGAAGUCCCGUGAAAUCUUCUUGAGCCAGCCAAUCCUGCUUGAACUAGAGGCUCCCCUCAAAAUCUGCGGUGAUGUCCAUGGCCAGUACUAUGAUCUGCUCCGGCUGUUUGAAUAUGGAGGCUUCCCCCCAGAAAGCAACUACCUGUUCCUUGGAGACUAUGUAGACAGAGGGAAGCAGUCACUGGAGACCAUCUGCCUGCUCCUAGCCUACAAGAUCAAAUAUCCAGAGAACUUUUUCCUUCUGCGUGGAAACCAUGAAUGCGCCUCUAUUAAUCGUAUCUACGGCUUUUAUGACGAGUGUAAGCGGCGGUAUAACAUUAAGCUGUGGAAGACCUUCACAGACUGCUUCAACUGCUUACCUGUGGCGGCCAUUGUAGAUGAGAAAAUCUUCUGCUGUCAUGGAGGCCUCUCUCCUGAUCUUCAGUCUAUGGAGCAGAUCCGCAGAGUAAUGCGACCCACAGACGUGCCUGACCAGGGUCUGCUGUGUGACCUGCUUUGGGCCGAUCCAGACAAAGAUGUGCUUGGUUGGGGUGAAAACGACCGUGGCGUCUCUUUCACAUUUGGGGCGGAUGUGGUGGCCAAAUUUUUGCACAAACACGACAUGGACCUAAUAUGCAGGGCGCAUCAGGUGGUGGAAGAUGGUUAUGAGUUUUUCGCAAAGAGGCAGCUGGUCACCUUAUUCUCUGCUCCCAACUAUUGUGGAGAGUUUGACAAUGCCGGUGCCAUGAUGAGUGUGGAUGAAACACUCAUGUGCUCCUUCCAGAUUCUGAAGCCAGCAGAUAAGAAAUUGUAUCCUUAUGGCGGAGGAGGAGGAAUGGGAUCUGGGAGACCGGUCACCCCGCCGCGAAAUUCAGCCAAGGCUGCCAAGGCCAAGAAAUAACAGGCGCUGGAUACCCCUUCCACAACCUGCCACCCUGCUGUCUACCCAACACUCUUCUUUCUUCUACAUCCCAAACUUGUUUCUCCCUCGUCACCAAAUGGCAACAAAGCAGACAAGUGUCCAGGGUUCAAUCAUGUUUUUUCUCUUUAAAACCAACUGUUUGUUUGUCUGUUUGCGUGCAUUUUUUUGUGUGAGUGUGUAAACAAAAAAGAAAGUGAGAAUGAUACAGAGGGAAAUGCUGUAUUCUGUAUGUAUGUUUUUUUUCUUUCUUCCUCUUGUUCCUCUGUUCAUUUUUCCUUGUCAUUUUGUAGAGCUGGGUUCUUCUUCCUGUUCUGUGAUGUAAAUUCAAACCUGGGUGUAGUGGAGGAGGGAGAGGGGCAAAGAGAAAGAGGAGCCUUAGCUGUUUAUGUUAAGGCCCUGCACUGUUUAAUGCUAAACACAAGCUUUUGUACAUCCUGUUUCAGAGGUUUGUGUAUGUCUGUGUGAUGGGUGGUUAAGGGUGGGGUGGGAUCAAGUUGCACGGUCAAAUGGGAAUGGCACAUACCACACACUGGGUGCACAGGUGGACAUAUGUGCAGGUGCACCCUUGAAUGAAAUGGAUUCACAUGAAAUAAUACUUUUUUCCCCUUUCCCCCUGAAAACCAAUGAUUUGAGAACGCAAACAUGGAUGUGAAAUAGUUUUGCUUCUUUAAUUUUUUUUCUUUUUUUGUAGAUACAUGAAUUAGUUCACUGAAAGUACGAUGAAUAAAAUAACCAUUUAUUUGAA